Molecule: messenger RNA, 8134 nt
Organism: Hypanus sabinus (Atlantic stingray)
Lineage: Eukaryota; Metazoa; Chordata; Chondrichthyes; Myliobatiformes; Dasyatidae
Gene: tlcd1
Product: TLC domain containing 1
Exons: 4
Coding region: 1529-2467 (312 amino acids)
Biological process (GO): phospholipid homeostasis; membrane assembly; regulation of membrane lipid distribution
Cellular component (GO): plasma membrane
Source: RefSeq, a predicted model, not a curated record
AGGAAGAUAAAAGGAGAUAAUUGAGUUGUGGGUAGUGGCAACAGACAAGGUGACUAUUCAGGUUACAGAGAAGGCAUUGUAUGUACUGAGCUUGGGCACACCCAAGAUUAAAAUUUGUUUUUGAAAUGUAUGUGAGAUUCUUUCCUUUUAAUGUACCAUAAAGCACCAGUUCCCCAGUACACAGAAGAGAUCUUCAAUUGGCAAACAGGAGGAAAUCUGCAGAUGCUGGAAAUCCAAGCAACACACACAAAACGCUGGAGACAGCAGGCCCGCCCAGGCAGCAUCUAUAGAAACGAGUUAACAGUCGGACGUUUAGGCCAAGACCCGACAUGAUGAAGAAUUUCAGCCCAAAACGUCGACUGUUUACUCUUUUCCAUAGAUGCUUCCUGGCCUGUUGAGUUCCUCCAGCAUUUUGUAUGUGUGUUAUUAAAUGGCAAUUGUGAUCAGUUGUUGCUUCUGAACUCAUGUGAAAUAUGGUACCCAGUAUAUGCCAUUCCCAAUAAAUAGUACUCAACACAUUCCUAAUGUAAGGAACCCUCAGUUGAAUCUCAGGGCGCAUAACACUCAGAAUAAGUAUCCCAGUAUCUGACCCCCAUAGGACAUUCCCAAGACAGCACUUCCAAGGAAACUCUCAAUGCAAUGCAUUCCCGGCUUAGCAGCUGUAUUUUAAGGACCAUUGAGAAGUAGUUCAAGGAAAGAAUUCCCGCUUUAGGUUCCUGUGAUUUACAAGCUGGAAGCAGAGUUUUAGAAUAGCCCGGCUGCGGAGCCUAAAAUAACCCUGGCAGCCGUCUAUCACCGAGACCCCAAACAUAAAGUUUCCACGGGGUCAUUCCUUUUUGCACAGAUACCGCCCAACCCGCUGAAGUUCCAGCAAUCCACUUCAAGCUCUGAUUUUCAGAAGCCAUUUCCUUUCAAUGCUUUGUCCUCAAGCUGCGCGCGUUAGAAAGUCAACUGUCCAUAUCCUUGAGUCUCCUUAACAAACCAGUCAAUGCAAAUACAGACGAGUUUUGAAGAACGAUCUCUCUGGAGCAACAGCCUGCUGUUGGAACUCUGCUGGUCGAUGGUGGGGGGAGGAGGGCACGCUCGAUAUUUCGGAUCAAAACCAUGCAUCAGGACUUUCUGACCUGAAAAGUGAACAGUUCUUCCUCCCACCACCCAGAGAUGCUGCUCAACACGCUUGAGUUCCUCUGGCAUUUGUUGCUGCAGAUCCAGAUCUCUUGGUGUCUCCAAACUUUCUCUAUCUCCGUUCUUUCGUGAGUGUGUGUGGGGUGUUGGGGGGGGGGGGUCCGCGUCGGCACUGAACCCUCAAACUAGACAGAGGUGCCAAAUCUGUGGCGUUUAUGGAGCGGGAUUUAAAGCACCAGGCUGGAGCAAGAUAAAAGGACCACUAUGCAGCGACCCUAUCGGUGAGAAGUUUACUUCCAACGGAGAUCCCCCGCCUAUCUUGGCUCCGGUGGCUGGAUCCGCGACGCCGUACUCGCCGCUUUAGCCCCGGCUAAUUGAAAGCGAAUGCAACUCGCAGCAGCGAAUGCCAUUGGUGGGUUGGUCCUCUCUCCCUCCCUCUUACCCCACAACCCGAGCAACAGGGGAGCCGGGAGAGUGCGCUCAGCCUUGCUACAUGGAGAGAGGCGUUUCCAGCGCCGCCGCUCUCAGCGAAUUCAACGCCAAGCCUGCCCGUCUCUCUUCCCCACAGAGCAGCCCGACCAUGAUCGCCCAGACUCACCCCGUGCUGUCAAUCCUCUUCUUCGCCCUGACUUUCAAGACACUGCGAAUCUUCUUCCUGCGGGCGCGGACCUUCUCCCUCCCGCCGCAACAAGUCAAGGAGAACAAGACCAGGUCCUGGAGGUGGACCAAUCUCAACGUCUCCCUUGUUCACUCGGCGAUCACGGGACCGUGGGCUUUGUUAUGUGUUUACAACGCUCCUGAAAUGUUAACUGAAAUUUUUUCGUUCCAAAGUUCCUUUUCAUAUUCGCUUGUCUGUGUUUCCACAGGUUAUUUCAUCCAAGAUGUGGCUGAUAUUAUCAUGAAUGGACAGUCUAGAGCUUCCUGGGAGUUCCUGUUACACCAUAUGUUGGUGAUUUCCACUUUCCUCUACAUAGUGCUGACCCAACGCUAUGUUGCUGGAGCUGUUAUUGCAUUGUUCGUUGAGGUGAACAGUAUUUUCCUCCAUGCUCGACUGCUCCUAAAGCUGGCGAAUGCACAGACCUCUCAGCUAUACUACUAUAACAAGUACAUCAAUGUUUUCACCUAUGUUGUGUUUCGACUGUCUACCCAGUUUUACCUCACAUGGUUUAUGAUAAAGAAUUUAGGUGUCCUCCCGCACGCGGGCUACAUCUCUCUGUCCUUGAAUGCGAUGAACAUCAUGAUCCUGAUUUACUUCUAUCGCCUGAUCCGUGCAGAUUUCGUUCGUAAACCGAAGCACUGCUUACAGAAUGGAAAUAAUAACACAAAGUUUGUGGAUGAUUAAAAGACCCAAGCAUUCCAACUCAAUGGUGCGCAGCAAAAACAGAAUCAUUGAAUUAAUUUAAGGCUGAACUAAGUACUGGAGCAGAAUAACUUACAUUUUAACAUUGGUGUUUGUUCAAGAUUGCAUUUUUCAUGUAAUGUACUUGAAGGGAAUGUUUCUUAUGGCUGCAGCCAAAAAGGAAAAAUUAACACAGCCAGUGAGACUACUGUAUGUAUUAUUCUUCAUUAGCCAACGUGGCUAGAUUGGGUUAAAAAAUGUUGUGCUUUAAUUGUUAGGCUAAAGGUUGUGUGAAUGUUUUCUUAUACUUCACAGUAAUGUCAGGAAAUUAUAAGAGUGCAAUAAUGCAGUUAUGGAGAUGUCGCGGUGUUCCCCUGAAAAUUAGACAACUUGAUCUGGUAAAUAGAUGACCAUUCUAAAUGAGAAAGGUUCACAUCUGGUACCCAGUCUAUUAACCAAUGUCUGCUGUGAUGUUAGGGGACUCUUUGUUGCUCUCCUGCUUUAUGGCAGCAAAGAAAUGCUAAUAAUUGCUCUACAGAAAUGCUGUAUUGUUGUGUCAGGUGUACGGUAGAUUUGGCCUGAUUGCAGUACACUGUGCAGCAGCUAAUAUGCCAACAGUGUAACCUGUAUUACUACAGUUGUGGAUGCUGGCUAGCAUGUCAUUGACAAGGGAGGAGCUUAGCUUUGCUCCAAUGAUACUUGUCAAUUUUCAGACUUGUCAGGUUUCUGGCUGAACUCUGCAGGGAUUCUGCCCAGAACAGAUGUUGGAAUUGCAAACAGCAGGAUCAUGGAAGAUUGUUGCAAUGUUGUCAGCAAGCUUCAUGCUGACAUAAGAAAACUUUUCAUUAAAAGUUAAUUUUAAAAUUAGGCUUUGAGAAGCAUCUUUGUGGAAGUAACUGAAUUGACAUUGGCUGCAAAGUUCUUAUUCUUCAGCAUUAAAAAAAGCCCUGUGCCAUCUACUGAAAUAUUGGCUGGAAUGACAAAAAAAAAUGUCCUUCCAUUCUGGGCUGUGAGCGCUGCAAAUGAUGGGAAAUCCGGUGAAGGAUUUAGUCAUACCUAUCUCUGGUAUAUAACAGUUCAAAAUAUGUCUUCCAGCAGGAAAUGGUUAGGAGAGACAGUCAUGAAUUAACUGAAGUUUCCAACCCAUUUCUCUGGAGUUAGACAAAACCCCCAAUGUAACUAUAGCAAAAGAAUCAUCUUAUGAUCCAUGUUUUCACUUAAAUUUUGAUUUAGGAGAGGUGCUGCAGACAUCUGGCAUAUUUGCUAAUGUAAUGCCUUUAAUUAUGUCACAGUGGUUUGCUGUCCUUGUGCAGAGGACUUCAUAACAUCUAAUUUGUAUUAAGUGCUUUUGGUGUCGAUGGCACUAAUAUACUUGCUUUUAACAUUGAUAAAAUGCAUAUUUGUAUUUGCAUUUUUAAUUUGCAUUAUAUGGAGGAAUUGUCUUGUAGGGCACCAGGAUAUUUAGCCGGAUUAUGGUAUUAAUUUAACAAAAGGCUACAGGCCAAUAUCUAUUCAAAUGGAAACAUGUGAUGUGUAAUUUCCGACCCUGUGGUUUUUUUAAAGCCUUUUUCUGGUAUGUUGCAAGCUGAUUAAGAAAGUUUUUUUUUACUUGCUAUUGAGAACUCCUAAUGCAGUAAGGUGCAAUAUCAUAAGAAGUACAAUUCCACUGUUCCAAAAUCACUGAAUAUUGGGAGAAAAAAAAAACAUACGGGCAGAGUUUAUAUUUUGCAGAUCCCAAGCUAUGCAGACACAUAUAUGCUGUAAUGUCAAUAGACCCACCCCAACCUUCCACACUCCUCUGAAAUGACCAUCACUCCUUCCCACUUUGAUCCCAGCUCUAAUCCCUCCUUAUCCUUCACCAUUCCUUCUGACAUUCCCCUCUCUGAGGCGGAACGUCCUGUUCUCAGCAAGGGCCUUAUCUUUGUCCCCCUCCACCUGCACCUCAGUGAGUUCAUCACCCACCACGAUGCUGAGCUCUACUUCCAUUGACUCUGUCUCUGAGACCACUUCUUGGUUCCCCACCUUGUACUGAUGAUCCCUUCCUCCCAUCUCCAACCCUCCUGGACAAUCUUCUUGGAACACUGCUCUGGACCUAUUCAUCUCAAUUGCUGAUGAAACACCAACCAACUCAACUUCAGCACUCCUCACCUCUUCUCGAACCGUACCCCCUCUGAAUGCCCUCCACUCUCUUUGCAUCAAUCCCAGCCUUGCCAUCAAACCUGCAGUCAAAGGGGGUGCUGUUGUAGUGUGGCGGAUUGGCCUCUACCUUGCUCUACCAGGCAACAGUGCUCAGACACCUCCUCUUACCACUCUUGACCAUCAGAAAACUGUCUCCUACACCAUCACUAACCUCAUCGACUCUGGAGAUCUCUCAGCUACUGCCACCAAACUCAUACUUCCCUUACCCCACACAUUUCUACUCCAACCCAAGAUCCGCAAACUUGACUGUCCAGGUAGGUCCACUGUCCAUGUAGGGCUUGCUGCUGCCCCACUGAACUCAUGUCCACGUACCUCAACUCUACUCUAUCCCCCUUGGUUUAGUUCCCUCCUACCUACAUCAGCAACACUUUGCAUGCUCUUCAUCUCUUCAACAACUUUCAAUUCCCUGGACCUGACCAUUUCAUUUUCACCAUGCAUGUCCAGCUCCACCCUCCACAUCUUGCUGAACUGAUCCUCACCCUCAACAAUUUCUCCUUUAGCUUCUCCCUCUUUCUCCAGACUUAAGGGGUUGCCAUGGGCACCUGUAUGAGCUAUGCCUGUCUCUUCACUGGCUAUGUAGAACAGUCCAUGUUCCAAGCCUUCACUGGUAAUGGUACCCAACUCUUCCUGCACUACAUGGAUGACUGCAUUGGUGCUCCUUCAUGCACCCAUGCUGAGCUCAUCAACUUCCACCCUGCCCUUUAAUUCACUUUGUCUAUUUCUGACACGUCCCUCCACUUUCUCUGUCUCCAUCUCUGGAGACAAACUGUCCUACUGACAUCUUUUAUAAACCUACUGAUUCCCACAGUUGUCUAGACUAGAAUUCCAAAUCUGUAUCCUAUAGUUCCAUUGUCUCUGCCACAUCUGUUCCCUGGAUGAGGUUUUCCUGUCCAGACAUCAGAGAUGUCCUUCUUCAAAGAAUGAGGUUUCCCUUCCUCCACCACUGAUACUGCCCUCACCUACAUCUUCUCCAUUUCCCAGACAUAUGCAUUCACUGCAUCCUCCUGCCUCCUUAACAGACAUAAAAUUCACCUUGUCAUCAUCUACCACCCCAUGAAACUUCCCAUCCAAACCAUCAUUCUCCACAACAUCUGCCAUUUUCAACAAGAUCAUGCCACCAAACACAUCUUUACCUCACCCUGCUCCCCCCCCCCCCCCAAGGAUCACUCCGUCCAUGAUUCCUUUUCUGUUUGUCUCUUCGCACUACUCUCCCUCCUGGCACAUAUCCCUGCAAGCGACAGAUAUGCUCAGGUUUCCCAUUCACCUCCUCCCUUACUUUUGUUCAGGGCCCCAAACAGUUCUUCCAGGUUAGGCAACACUUCACCUGCGAAUAUGUUGAGGUUAGUUUUUGUACCCAGUGCUCCUCUACGUCAAUGCAAUUUAUGGGAACACUUUCUAAAGCACCUCUGCUCCAUCUGCCAAAAGCAGAAUUCCCCUUUGGCUAACCAUUUUAAUUCCUAUCCCCGUUCUCGUUCCAACAUGUCAGUACAUAGCCUCUUUUGCCAUGAUGACUCUACUCUCAGGGUGGAGGAGCAACACCUUAUAUUCCAUCUGGGUAGCCUCCAACCUGAUGGCACGAACAUUAAUUUCUCCUUCUAGUAAUUUCUCUUUGCCUCCCCUUCUCUCUCUCUUCUAUUCCACACUGGCAUCCUACCGUUUCUCUUUCCCUGCCCCUGGUGCCCUUCUUCUUCCCUUUCUCCUAUGGUGUACUCUUCCCUCCUUUCAGAUUCCUUCUUCUCCAGCCAUUUACCUUUUCCAUGCACCUACCACCUUCUAGCUAUUAUUCUUACCCUCACCCCACCCGCUUUUUUAUUCUGGCAUCUUCCCCCUUCCUUUCUAGUCCUGACAAAGGGUCUCAGCCCAAAAUGGCAACAAUUUAUUCAUCUCCAUAGAUGUUGGCUAACAUGCUGAGUUCCUCCAGCAUUUUGUGUGUGUCAUUCUGGAUUUCCAGCAUCUGCAGAAUCUCUUGUAUUUACUGUAUAUGAUCUGUUGGAAGUGUCGGCAAGAUUGGAUUUCAUCAGCAUUCUCUUGCUGUUCCAAGUUUGUUAAAUGGGAAAUUCUGCCUUACAAGCUAAACAUUCCUGACGACUUGUGGCUGGUAAUGAAAGCCAGAUGGGUAUGGGGAAGAAAUCUGAAUUAACUGUAUGUUGUGUAAUUUGUGCCACUCGGAAGUAGUACCUUGGGAGCUUUGUCUUGGGUGAACACUUACUCUACUACUGCCUGUUUAGCCUCUGGCUGUUUUUAAAAUGUGUUCCAGGUCUCUUAUGAAUUUAUUUCAUUUUAGUAAGAUUAAAUAUAAACAGUCUAACAUUUGAUGCCAAACCACAAUCUCCAAAUGUCAAAGAAAAAUAAUAAUGGGGGAACAAACAAUUUUUGUACGUUACACCCUCUCUGCAUAUAUGGGUAUUCAUGAAACAUUGUUAGAUUCCGUGGUUGGAAGUAUGAUGCUGCUGUCAGAGUUUCCAUUGUUACACUAGGAAACUGACACUAACUCCCCCACUUCCCACAUGUAGUAACAGCAUAGAAAUCAAAGUUGCUGAGAGGCAUAACCUGUUCCUCCAUAGGCUCUGCUGAUGAAAUCUUUGCAAAAAUCUAUUCAAAAUUUUGCAAACAACUUCUGCCUGAAGUUAAAAGUAUGACGAAACUCUUAAUGGCAUACUAAGCUACAAGCUCCCUCCUAACCUUGAAAAUCUAAUUUUAUAUAUGGAGUCUGAUUCUUCAUCAUAAUUAUUUAUAAGUUCAAUGGUUAUUGAAAGUGAGAAGUUUUUUAGCCAAUGUUUCAGAUUCUAUCUUUAAUCUCUUGUAUGUAUACAUCCUGAUCUUUACUUCACUCUUUGAUUGUACAACACCUAAUCCUUUGGGUUGAAAACAUGAUUAGCAAUUUUCAGUAAUCUUGCUGACAGACAGUGAUAUCCCAUGGUUAUAAACGGACAGACUCUUCACUCCAAAUGAUAACUAACACUGACUGAUAAUAAAUGAUUUCUACAUAUCAUUCCACUUGUCACAUUAGGUUGACAAUACUAGAGGUCAAUAUUCAUGACAUUAAAAGUGAUUAAUAAUGGGAUUUAAUUGCUUGUGAUUCCUUCACUAUAUGGUGAAUUGUUUUUAUGAGACCACAUUCACAGUACUGAGUUACACAUUACAAAAAAAAAUUAACUAAAACCAUCAAUCAAAUGAGAUUGUUGUUGUCCUUAACUGGAUAUUAUUCAUUUGAUGAGAAUUGCUGUGUAACAGUUCAAUCUGCUGUGCAAGAGUGAGGUUAAUUUUAUCCACUUUGAUCCAUUUCGAUGUUGUGCAGAUGCUGAGAUAUUAAGGAUAUGACUGUACUGGCGGAAUAUACAGUUAGGUGUUCAUUAAGUUCUUUGGUGCAACUAAUAAGGUAUGUUGCCUUGUAUAAAAGAGACAAAAUGUAAAAUUUUCUAUGUUUUUUCACAAUCUUUGACAAAUAAAAUUGUGUUCUAUAAACUUUAA